CUUCCUUCCUUCCUCAUUCCCUCCCUCCCUCCCUCCCUCCCUCGAUCAGGCAUGACGCGCAGCCGCCAAGAGACCCUGGCCCUGCGGAAGCAGCUCAUUGGAUCCUCCUGUAGGCUUUUUUUCCCAGAAGACCCAGUGAAGAUUGUGAAGGCAAAGAACCAAUAUAUGUAUGAUGAACAUGGAAAUGAAUACCUUGACUGCAUCAACAACGUUGCUCAUGUGGGACACUGCCAUCCAGAGGUGGUCAAAGCAGCACAUCAACAAAAUCUGUUGCUAAAUACAAACUCUCGGUAUCUCCAUGACAAUUUGGUGGAUUAUGCGCAAAGACUUUCUAAGACAUUGCCUGAAAAGCUGUGUAUGUUCUAUUUUUUGAAUUCAGGAUCAGAAGCCAACGAUCUUGCUCUGAGGUUAGCACGGCAGUAUACAAAGCAUGAAGACGUCAUGGUUGUUGAACAUGCUUAUCAUGGACAUUUGACAUCUUUGAUUGACAUAAGUCCAUAUAAAUUCAGAAAUCUCGGAGGCCAAAAGGAAUGGGUCCAUGUGGCUCCUCUUCCUGACAUAUACCGAGGAAUAUAUAGAGAGGACCAUACAGAUCCAGCCUUGGCAUAUGCCAAUGAAGUGAAAACAGUAAUUGACCAAGCACAUGAAAAAGGCAGAAAGUUUGCUGCAUUUUUUAUGGAAUCCUUACCAAGUGUUGCUGGACAAAUCAUUCCACCAUUUGGAUAUUUCCAAAAAGUUGCAGAACACAUACACAAGGCAGGUGGUGUAUUUGUUGCUGAUGAAAUUCAAGUUGGCUUUGGCAGAGUUGGAAAACAUUUUUGGGCAUUUCAACUCCAAGGAGAGGAUUUUAUUCCUGAUAUUGUUACGAUGGGAAAACCAAUUGGUAAUGGACACCCUGUUGCUUGUGUAGCAACAACGAAAGAAAUUGCAGAGGCAUUUUCAUCAACAGGAGUAGAAUAUUUUAACACAUUUGGGGGAAAUCCUGUGUCCUGUGCAAUAGGAAUAACCGUCUUGGAUAUUAUUGAGAAAGAAAGGCUUCAAGCCCAUGCUCUCCAAGUGGGCAGCUUCCUCAUGGACUUACUCAAUCAGCAAAAAGCAAAACACGCUCUCAUUGGUGAUAUCAGAGGUGCUGGCUUAUUUAUUGGAGUAGAUUUGGUACAGAAUCAAGAGAAAAGAUCACCUGCUACCACAGAAGCGGAGUUCAUCAUAACAAGACUGAAGGAAGAAUUCAUUAUGCUGAGUACAGAUGGCCCUGGCAGAAAUGUACUGAAAUUUAAACCACCACUUUGUUUCAAUGCAAGAGAUGCAAAGCUAGUUGUAGAAAAACUUGAUCAGAUACUAUCAGAUUUAGAGAAAGGAAACACCUAGAGAAGUUCAUUUGCAGUACUUCAAAGGAUAAACUUUCAGAUCACAAACAUGGUGCCAUACUCUGUCACAAUUCAAUCCAUUAUAUUUUUGUUAUAAUACAGAUGGUAUUAAAGUAUGCAACCCUGGUGUACAAAUGCAAUGCUUCAGUGAGUGUGGUGAAAGCAAACAUAUCCAGAAAGCACAAGUUGCCACAUUUUUACUUUGCUGUUACAGAGCCUAAAAUAACUUCUGCUUUCCCCUUUAUUACAGAAUUUAGCAUCUUUCAGUCUUAUAUGCAUGUUUUCUUCCCUUCUAAGUCAUUUAGCAAUGAGAUAAAAAAACCUAUUCAACAUCUAAAUGUCAACAUCUGAAAUAUACAGCAACUUGCAGAAUAUUCUACAUUGUAAAGCAUAGCACCUCUGAUAUUGCCAAAAGAAAAUGAAGUUUGUGCUACAACUGAAAGGAGAUCAGAUCCACCUUUUAAUUUUAAAUUGUAGAAAUACCAGCUUUCUUUCCCCUCUGUAUACCCAGAAGUGCUUGAAGAAUGUUAAGCCUCAUAAAGGCUACUUGGAAUUGUCUUGUAGGGCUUGGGAAGAAAGAUUUCCCAUGAUUGUUCCAAAAAGCUCAGGACACUUUGUAUCUCAAUGUGGUAUUGGACAAUAAUUGGUUGUAAUGGACUAAAAUGUAUUGAUCCAUCAAAAUAAUAAGCCCACUGAUAUCCAUGCCAAAAAAAUUAUCCAGGUUUUACUGCCUUUUGAGUUAGGAUGUAGCCAAGUCAAUAUGCACGCACACACCUUAAGUAUAACAGAUUGAGAAUCUAAAGGUGAUACAAAUGCCUUCUUCUAGCAGGCAUGGAAUUCAUCCAAAGUUUAAUACAGUGGUGGGUACUAAGAAGUCCACCUUUCAAAACGAAAAACCCACACAGCUGCAAAAAUUAACUUAUUUUUUAUAUUUUCUCUAGCCAGGUAAUGUUGUCUUGCCUUUGUAUAACAGGAAGAAUAUAUGGUGUAAUCCUAGUACUACCCACAUUUAGUUUUAGGAUUUAUUUUAUAUAUGAUUUUACUUCUGUAUUCUCCUGCCAUAAUUGCACAAAUAUAUUAGACAUUUUAAUUAUCA
Messenger RNA from Anolis sagrei ordinatus, 2463 nucleotides. RefSeq names its product 5-phosphohydroxy-L-lysine phospho-lyase (gene PHYKPL). The record is from RefSeq and is a predicted model, not a curated record. Lineage: Eukaryota; Metazoa; Chordata; Lepidosauria; Squamata; Anolidae. Gene Ontology annotation, molecular function: pyridoxal phosphate binding; transaminase activity.